Messenger RNA from Cannabis sativa, 309 nucleotides. RefSeq lists its product as uncharacterized. The transcript has a single exon. The record is from RefSeq and is a predicted model, not a curated record. Bases 1 to 309 code for a protein of 102 amino acids. Lineage: Eukaryota; Viridiplantae; Streptophyta; Magnoliopsida; Rosales; Cannabaceae.
AUGAAAGGGAUCAGACGUUUUGGAAAGAAAGGCAAGUUGAGCCCUAGGUUUAUUGGACCUUUUGAAAUUCUGGAAAAGGUUGGACAAGUUGCUUAUCGGUUGGCUUUACCUCCAUCAUUGUCAGCUGUGCAUAAUGUAUUUCAUGUUUCCAUGCUGAGAAAGUAUGUAUCUGAUGCAAUGCACGUUAUGAGUUAUGAGAUGUUGGAGUUGCAACCUGACCUAUCUUAUGAUGAACAACCAGUACAAAUUCUGGAUAGGAAGGAAAAGGUCCUUCGAACUAAAACCAUAUCGUUGGUUAAAGUACUCUAG